AUGGGAAACAACACUUUUAACUCUAUUAAAGAGACUGGUAGCAACGGUCUUGGGUAGAUAAGCGAUAUUGAGGACUUAAUCACCAAGAACUGCUUUGAGAAGCAGUACGUAGUAGGAAAGGGCGGCUUCGGCAAAGUGUGGAAAGUGCAAUCUAAGAAGUUCAGCAACCAAGCUUACGCACUCAAAGAGAUGCAGAAGUCUAGAAUAAUUGCCCGCAAGAGUCUUAACUCAGUCCUACUUGAAAGAACACUCUUAUCUUAACUUAAUCAUCCAUUUAUCAUAAACAUGCGCGGAGCAUUCUAGGAUCGCGAGACAUUAUAUUUGGUUAUGGACUACUGCAGUGGAGGUGAUCUACGUUAUCAUCUCCCCUACAAGUACUUCAACGAAGAGGAGACCAGAUUCAUGGUCGCUUGCAUGAUCCUCGCAACCGAGUAUGUUCACACAUAAGGUAUCAUCCACAGAGACAUUAAACCAGAAAACUUAGUAUUUGAUGAAAGGGGAUACCUCAUGCUCACAGACUUCGGUAUCAGCAGGCAAUUGCCUAUGACCUAAGUCGAUGAGAAAGGUCUAUCAGAGUCAAGUGCAUUUGAGAACAUGCUCUGCGGUGUCAUUGACACAAGUGGCACCCCAGGCUACAUGUCUCCAGAAGCCAUGUGCAAACUCCCACAUGGUCCAGUUUCAGAUUUCUUUGCCAUUGGGAUUAUUGUUUAUGAAAUGAUGUACAGAAAGAGACCCUACAGUGGUCCUAACAAACAAGCAAUCAGAGACACAAUCCUUGCCAAGCAAGUAUAAAUUAGAGCACAUGAGAUCCCUACUAACUGGUCAAUUGAGGCAGCGGACUUCUGCAACAAGCUUAUCAGAAGAAAGCCUUCCAGCAGAAUUGGUUUCAAUCACGGAAUUAGUGAACUCAAACAGCACCCAUGGUUUUCUGGCUUCGACUGGAACGCACUUCUAAACAAGAAAAUGAGAGCUCCCUGGGUUCCACCAAGAGGUGACAACUACAAGGGAAAGAAUACUGAGUUCCCUGCCACUGAGGAAAAGGACAUCGCCUUUAUCGAGGCAGAGAGACUCGUAAGAAGGGAUACUGUCUAAAAGCUUUUUGAGGGAUUUUACUCUGAUCUCCAAAUUCCUUCACAAUUUAUUGAUGAAUAAGCAGAAAAAACCGUUGUGGUGAAAAACAGAUUGUCAUUGUAAAAUGUUAAAGACACCUAAGGGCUACUCAAGAAGAGCAGAAACAUUAUCUCCCACUUUAGUAAGCUCAGCCCUAAAAAUAAUAACAACAACAAGGUCAACAAAGUAAAUAUAAUGGAAGUAAGAGACAAAAACUUCAAGAUUAUGCAACAAAUUAAUCACUAAUACCAGUGCCAGAACUCCAAUGGUUCAACUGGUAUCAGUAGCCAAAAAUCUUCAAUUUGCUCUUCUGGAAUGAAAAAUUCCGCCUUGCCAAAGAUUGGAUCUCCCAAGAUGCCACCUAAAAUCUGA
Molecule: messenger RNA, 1482 nt
Organism: Stylonychia lemnae
Lineage: Eukaryota; Ciliophora; Spirotrichea; Sporadotrichida; Oxytrichidae
Source: the annotation of a GenBank genome assembly